AAAAUAAAGAAGAAGAAGCAUUCAUUUAUAAGUCAAUUUAUUAGUAAUUCCUGGAACAAUUUUUAAUUUUCACACUGUGACGAGCGAUAUGUCAAAGACUGUGCGAACUUGUGUUUAUGGCCGGCGACCUCCGUGUUACAUACUCAGUCGGAUUGAAGAAAGAAAGGCCAAAGCAAGAAUACUUCGGCAGGAGCGUAGACGAAAACCUGAUAAACCUGAUGAUUUCGUGACAUACGAGGAUUCAGACAGUGAAGAGGAAACUCCACAACAGCAGAAUGAGAUCCUGAACACCUCGUACAACUUUGUUGACUACGUUCGCAGUCGCGAAUCAGAUUUCCGGGAGGAACGUAAUAUUUGCCAAUCGUACGCCAGCCGUCACAUUCUUACUCACGAUAUGUUUAAGGAGACUCCAAUUUCUCUAGGCAACAUCAACAAAGUGUUCUGCUCUCAAUGGUUGAGCAAUAGACAAGUGGUGUUUGGAACAAAAUGCAAUAAGCUCAUGGUUUAUGAUGUAAAUAUGCGACGUGUGGAUGCUAUCCCUACACUACCAAAUAAUCGUAGUAACAAUCCGGACACUCAGCACGGAAUUCACGCAGCCCAGAUAAACCCUAGUCGAACACUUCUAGCCACUGGGGCUCGUCACUCUGCUGACAUCGCCAUUUACCAUUUGCCUACACUGGAUCCCGUCUGCAUUGGAGAGAAUGGUCAUAGAGACUGGGUGUUCGAUAUGUGCUGGCUUGAUGACCAGUUUCUUGUAUCGGGCUCUAAAGAUACGAAGAUUGCUCUGUGGCGUAUCAAUGAAGAACUUAUAGACUUUCCUCGCGAUAGUGGCGAGGAUGAGGAACAGACAUGUCCCUCAUACGGCCAUAUUGUUCCUGUAGCUGUAAAGGAGUGUCGUACGGCUCAAAGAAUUCGUUCACUAUGCUUUAAUCAGGAGUAUAAGGAGAUUGCCGUGCUUUCUCUUAACAGUUAUAUACAUCUCUUUAAUGCUGAGACUUUCUCGCAGAAACUCUCACGGAAAUUACCUAAUUGUCAAGACAAUGUUUGCAUAGCGUGCCAACCCCACGGAUUAUACGCCGUUGGAUGUCGCUCAUACACACUGCUGCUGGAUCCACGGACUCUACAAGCAGUGAAAAAAAUCGCUUCGCGUUACAGUGGAUGUGGAAUUCGCUCAGCUAGCUUUCAGGAAAACAUUCUCACGGUGGGCACGGGUCUAGGAAUGCUAAUGUUCUAUGAUAUUAGAGCUGGAAAAUACUUGGAAAGUAGUAUUAAUUCAUCGAGAACUGUAGUCUUAAAAGCCAGUAAAGGCUAUGUGUUUCCUGAAGAAGAAAUGGACGGGUUUCAGCAGAUAAAGUAUGUGCCGGCAAUUUACACUCAUUGCUACGAUUCGAGUGGUACGAGACUUUUUGCUGCCGGGGGCCCACUGCCGGCGAACUUGGUGGGAAAUUACGCAGGGAUCUGGCAAUAAGGUA
Molecule: messenger RNA, 1472 nt
Organism: Phlebotomus argentipes
Lineage: Eukaryota; Metazoa; Arthropoda; Insecta; Diptera; Psychodidae
Gene: DCAF12
Product: DDB1- and CUL4-associated factor 12 homolog
Exons: 5
Coding region: 89-1468 (459 amino acids)
Cellular component (GO): Cul4-RING E3 ubiquitin ligase complex
Molecular function (GO): protein binding
Source: RefSeq, a predicted model, not a curated record